Molecule: messenger RNA, 1594 nt
Organism: Magnolia sinica
Lineage: Eukaryota; Viridiplantae; Streptophyta; Magnoliopsida; Magnoliales; Magnoliaceae
Product: tRNA-aminoacylation cofactor arc1
Exons: 12
Coding region: 64-1254 (396 amino acids)
Molecular function (GO): tRNA binding
Source: RefSeq, a predicted model, not a curated record
GGCCGCCUCUUAUAAGCUAGUGGGAGAGCAUCAGAGAAGCGGUAGACAGAGAAGAAGAAAGCAAUGGCUUCCAACGACCCUGCAACUGAAACCAUCCUCUCAAAGAGAAACAAAGCUAUCAUUUCUGCUCUCUCCAAGCGCCUCUCUUUCGAUCCUAAAAGCUUGUCAAGUGAAACUGUCAACGGGCACGACAUCAAGAGCUUGUUCUCGAACAUUCUGCAGCUGUUGGGAGAUGGUGCCCAUCUAAAAAACAAGGAUGAGGUGAUGAAAUGGGUAGAAUUUGCAAAUGGUUUUCCUGCUGAAGCCAAAGAUUGCCACACUAUACUUAAAGGAUUUAAUGAAGGUUUGACCCCAAAAUCAGUUCUUUUGGCUGAUGGGCUCAAGCCCUCUGAGGCAGAUAUUAUUGUGUUCGCAGCACUUCAUUCUUUUGUGAGUUGUCUUUCGAAAUCGGACAUGCAAAAGCUCCCGAAUGUGGUGAGGUGGAUGGACUACAUUCAGAACAAAGAAGACUUCGGCGAAGUAUUCAAGAAGAUCUCUGUGGAGAAAACUGGCUUUGAGCCUCAUGUCCCAAAACACGUAGAUAAGUUAGAAGUGGACCCAAAUAUGAAAAAAAGUGGCCAGGGCUCAAAGAAUGUUGAAAAGGUAGAAGUGAACUUGAAUUCAAACAAGAUUGUUGCUGAGAAAAAGGCUGCAGGUGAUAAUAAAGCCUCUGAGGAGAAGAAGAAAAAACCCGAAAAAGAAUCUGUUGAGAAGGACACAGAAGCUAGUGUUAGUCUCCUCAAUAUACAGGUUGGCGUUAUUCGGAAGGCCUGGAAGCAUCCAUCUGCAGACAGUUUAUUGGUUGAGGAGAUAGACUUGGGGGAUGGGAACUUGCGUCAGGUCGUCAGUGGCCUUGCAAAGUAUUUCACUCCCGAACAGCUAACGAACCGUCAUGUGGUGCUUGUUACGAAUGUGAAGCCUGGAAAGUUACGGGAUGUUAUGUCUGCUGGACUGGUCUUAUGCGCCUCUAGUCAAGAUCAUACGGUUGUGGAGCCGUUGCUCCCUCCAAAAGGGGCCAAACUUGGGGAGCGUAUUUCAUUUUCAGGGCAUGACGGGAAGCCAGAAGAUGUUCUAAACCCCAAAAAGAAGCAGUUGGAAAAGAUCACACCGCAUCUAUACACUAAUGAGAAUGGCGUGGCAACGUAUAAGGGAAUACCAUUCAUGACAUCUGAUGGGCCAUGCACAUCUUCCAUUCCCAGUGCAAGCAUCAAGUGAGCAUGUGGACCUCUAAACCAUAGGAAUCACAACGCCCAUUUUCAUUUCCCUCGAACGAUUUUGGAUCGUGCUGAGGUGAGUAGUUUUCCAGUUUUGUUUUGGGUCAUCCGAAGGACAUAAAUAGUAGAUUUUAGCUGGCCCAUGGCCCUUUUUUCCUUUAAAAAAUGUAGUAAUUUCUCAAUCUCUUUGAUAGAAAGGAGAACAUGUGGGCCCACGGUUUGUAACAUCUGAUGUGUCAUGCCAUGAAUGUCUAGUAACCAUGGCAUGGUUACUUUCAUAACCAUGAUAUCUGAUAAAUGAGGAAUUCAUGAUCCUUUAGUGGGGCCGUGGCUCUUUUUUU